Vollenhovia emeryi is the source of this 709-nucleotide messenger RNA. RefSeq lists its product as uncharacterized. The transcript has 3 exons. Lineage: Eukaryota; Metazoa; Arthropoda; Insecta; Hymenoptera; Formicidae. The coding region runs from base 139 to 471 and encodes 110 amino acids. The record is from RefSeq and is a predicted model, not a curated record.
AUAGCCGGGUUCCCCAUGGCAGCCAUUUUAGCGGAACGGAACGAAAACGGAUAAUACAUAACCUGUAAAGAUCUGUGUGUGAAGUGAUGCUCAGAAAUUAUCGUAGUGAUAUAACAUUUUAUAAUCGUUUCACACAACAUGGAAUAUAAGUGUGGAAAUUGUGGUUGGUUAUUAAAAUAUGAUCAGCUGGCACAGCAUUCUUGCUUUGCAAAUACGGAUCUACACACACUACUAGCAGAAAGCGGAGACACCACUUUUACAACAGUUAUUGCAGAAAAUGAGACUAUCGAAGAAAGUAUAAAUGAUAAAGAUAGACUGGACGAGGAUCUCAUUGCAGCUGUAAAAAAUAAACCCGCAUUAUAUGAUUUUCGCUUACCAUUAAAGCAAAGAGGAAGAAAACAAAAAGAUGACUUAUGGAACGAAGUUAGUGUGGACUUAAAAGGUAAAAUUAUGUUAAGUUAUAUCAAGUGACAUGUGUAUCUUGUCUGUCUCUCUCUCUCCCUCUCUCUCUCUCCCUCUCUCUCUCUCUCUCUCUCUCUCUCUCUCUCUCUCUGUGCGUGUGCGUGUGCGCGUGUGUGUGUGUGAGAGCGCAUGUAUGCUUUGUGUUUUUCUAUAAGCACAUUAUUAUAGUGUUACAAAUGAUAUGUCGUAGGCUUAUACAGGGUGUCAGAUUCGAUAUGGACGACCCCAAAGAUUAUAGUAGAUUGGG